GAACCAGGAAAUCGAAAAAGCCUGGCUGAGAGAGGAGGGCAGUGCAAAGCCACAGACGCAUCUAAUAUUUAUCUCAAACCUGCUACGCCUGGGACUGGGGAGCUGUCAUCUGCCAGAGCUGAUUAUGCAUGCAGCGGCAGCAGAGCCUGAUUGGGUGUAGUAGGACCUAAGGCGAGGGGGAGAGGGAGUGGGGAGAGAGUUGAGCUUGCAGCACUGAAAUGUAAACAGUGGGAAGGCAGACGGACGGAGUGUAACGCCUUUCGGCAGUGAACAGCGCACCGCACGCUCUCAGGGCAGCGCACCUCUCGCCCAUCUAGCCGAGCCCGGCUGGAUGAAGAGAAGCGGCGGCUCCAGAGGAUCUCCUCCUGCCUGUGGAUAUAAAUAGGGGGCAAUUGGGAUGCGCUAGCUUCCUUCGGCACUGCAGCUCCGCUGUGCUCCGCACCGGAGCUCAGACGGGGCAAUGGAAAUGAACAUGAAGAAGUUCACGGUGCGGCGGUUCUUCUCCGUCUAUCUCCGCAAGAAGUCUCGGUCAAAGAGCUCGAGCCUAAGUAGAUUUGAGGAAGAAGGUAUAGUGAAGGAAAUAGACAUCAGUCAUCAUGUGAAGGAAGGUUUUGAAAAAGCAGAUCCUUCUCAGUUUGAGCUGCUGAAAGUAUUAGGACAAGGUUCAUAUGGAAAGGUAUUUCUAGUGAGGAAGAUUAAAGGAUCUGAUGCAGGUCAGCUUUAUGCCAUGAAGGUACUUAAGAAAGCAACUCUGAAAGUUCGGGAUCGGGUACGGUCAAAAAUGGAGAGAGAUAUUUUGGCAGAAGUGAAUCAUCCUUUCAUAGUCAAGCUUCAUUAUGCAUUUCAGACAGAGGGGAAGUUGUAUCUAAUACUAGAUUUCCUGCGGGGAGGGGACCUUUUCACAAGACUCUCCAAAGAGGUGAUGUUUACAGAAGAGGAUGUCAAGUUCUACUUAGCUGAGCUGGCCCUGGCUUUAGACCACCUCCAUGGGCUUGGAAUUAUUUACAGGGAUCUGAAACCAGAAAACAUUCUUCUUGAUGAAGAGGGACACAUUAAGAUAACAGAUUUUGGUCUGAGUAAAGAAGCCAUUGACCAUGACAAGAGAGCAUAUUCGUUCUGUGGGACAAUAGAGUAUAUGGCCCCAGAGGUGGUCAACCGCCGAGGACACACACAGAGUGCUGACUGGUGGUCUUUUGGUGUGCUCAUGUUUGAGAUGCUGACAGGAUCGUUACCGUUCCAGGGUAAAGACAGAAAAGAGACAAUGGCUCUUAUUCUCAAAGCCAAGCUGGGAAUGCCACAGUUCUUGAGCAUAGAAGCCCAGAGCCUGCUGCGAGCCCUCUUCAAAAGGAACCCAUCCAACAGAUUAGGUGCUGGAUUUGAUGGAGUGGAAGAAAUUAAACGUCACCCUUUCUUUGUCACUAUAGACUGGAAUAAACUAUACAGGAAAGAAAUCAAGCCACCUUUCAAGCCUGCAGUGGGACGGCCAGAAGACACCUUUCAUUUUGAUCCAGAGUUCACAUCUCGGACCCCCACAGAUUCCCCAGGUGUUCCUCCAAGUGCCAAUGCUCAUCAUCUUUUCAGAGGGUUCAGCUUUGUUGCGUCUAACUUGGUGCAGGAGCCUGCACAGCAAGAUGUGCACAAAAUCACUGUUCAUCCAAUUGUGCAGCAAUUACAUGGGAACAAUAUUCACUUUACAGAUGGAUAUGAGAUCAAGGAGGACAUAGGAAUUGGCUCCUAUUCAGUGUGCAAGAGAUGUGUUCAUAAAGCAACAGAAACAGAGUUUGCGGUGAAGAUAAUUGAUAAGAGCAAGAGAGACCCCUCUGAAGAAAUUGAGAUUCUCUUGCGAUAUGGACAGCACCCAAACAUCAUUACUCUUAAAGAUGUAUACGAUGACGGGAAAUACGUGUACCUGGUGAUGGAGCUGAUGAGGGGAGGCGAGCUCCUGGACCGCAUUCUUCGGCAGAAGUGUUUCUCAGAACGAGAGGCCAGCGCUGUGCUGUGUACUAUCACCAGGACUGUGGACUACCUGCACUCCCAGGGUGUGGUGCACCGGGAUUUGAAGCCAAGUAAUAUCCUCUACAUGGAUGAGUCAGGAAACCCAGACUCCAUCAGGAUCUGUGACUUUGGCUUUGCCAAGCAACUGAGAGCGGAGAACGGGCUGCUCAUGACUCCCUGCUACACCGCCAACUUUGUCGCCCCUGAGGUCCUUAAACGCCAAGGUUACGAUGCAGCCUGUGACAUCUGGAGCUUGGGGAUCCUGUUGUACACCAUGUUGGCAGGGUUCACUCCUUUUGCAAAUGGACCAGAUGAUACCCCAGAGGAGAUUCUGGCUAGGAUUGGCAGUGGCAAAUAUGCUCUUACAGGAGGAAACUGGGAUUCAGUAUCUGACACUGCAAAGGACAUUGUGUCUAAGAUGCUUCACGUAGACCCUCAUCAGCGCCUCACAGCAGUUCAAGUGUUAAGACAUCCGUGGAUAGUGAACAGGGAGUACCUGUCUCAAAACCAACUCAGCAGACAGGACGUUCACCUGGUGAAGGGUGCCAUGGCAGCCACUUACUUUGCUUUAAACCGAACACCUCAGGCACCAAGGCUGGAGCCUGUAUUGUCCUCCAAUCUGGCUCAGCGGAGGGGCAUGAAAAGACUUACCUCAACCAGGUUGUAGCAGUACCCUAAGAGGCCUCUUUGGAAACCCACAGUUUAUUAUUUGACAGAUUCAUCUUUUCUUGGUUAGUAGAACUUUUUGGACACCUUGCAUACAAAAUCACCAGAACUAGCAAAAGCCCAGUGUAAGGCAAAGUUUGCCUUUGCUCCAUCAUUUCUUUUACAUUCCAGCCAGGAUCCUGAGUUUAACAACUUCAUAAAGAUGUGCCAAUUUUGCUGGUAGCUCCGUUUCCUUCCUGAGAUAAAGCCAAAUAAAGUAGACGUGCUCCAUCCUUCCCUCCCUAGGAAAUACUAUUUUUGAGUCUUGAAGAUGUUCCGUGGGAACAUAGUUUUCAUUUUGUUUCUCAAGAAAAGCACUUUUUGUAAUGAAGACGCAGUCAGGUUUGAAUGUUCUCAGCGGUUCCAGCAGGCGUCAUGAUGAAGUGGCUCGGCUGGUCACCCAUAAACACCUACUGAUCUCCACUCGCUCCAGGAAGAGUGAAGGCUGCAGGGACACACGGAUGAUAUCUUACUUGAAAUAAGUGCUAUACGACAUGAAGGAGAGAAAGCUGCCGGUGGUGGAAAUACCUUCUGAUUUCAAGAAAUUUUUUGCACUUUGCCCCUGCUCUCUCUGGAAAAAAGUCAGCACUGCUUGAGGAGGAGCUCAUGCCGUGAGCUUGACUUACUUGGAGGCCUGGCCCACCAAGAGCGGAAAGUCUCUGAGAAACUUGGUCCUCCAAGGAGAUUAUGGGGUCUCAUGAAACUGUGGGAAAGCAUUCAUGUAAAACACUGGGAGUAGGAGCCUGUGGGUCGGGGGACACAAGGGUAUCUGGUCUUGGCUAGCAAGGAGAACAGCAGGCAAAUCCACCCACGGUAGCGUGGUGGGGAGCGCUGCCCAAGGGAGAUGACGUGCAGGUGCUUCGGAGGCAGACCAGGGUUCCCUCUGAGGGAAGGGGACAUUCCCCAAUUGGGGGUGGUUCAGAAGAGGGUCUGUGGGUGCCUGGGGUGCAGAGGGGCUGGGCAGGGUGGUGCAGCUGCCCUCCCAUAGUGCUGAUCCUGCUCCAGGCCUCCUGCGGUGGGCUGGGUGC
Oxyura jamaicensis (ruddy duck) is the source of this 3728-nucleotide messenger RNA. It is a transcript of the gene RPS6KA2, whose product is annotated as ribosomal protein S6 kinase A2. Gene Ontology annotation, biological process: protein phosphorylation; intracellular signal transduction. The coding region runs from base 461 to 2662 and encodes 733 amino acids. Gene Ontology annotation, molecular function: ATP binding; ribosomal protein S6 kinase activity; magnesium ion binding. The record is from RefSeq and is a predicted model, not a curated record. NCBI's taxonomy places the organism in Eukaryota, Metazoa, Chordata, Aves, Anseriformes, Anatidae. The transcript has 21 exons.